Aureobasidium namibiae CBS 147.97 is the source of this 237-nucleotide messenger RNA. RefSeq lists its product as uncharacterized. The transcript has 3 exons. NCBI's taxonomy places the organism in Eukaryota, Fungi, Ascomycota, Dothideomycetes, Dothideales, Saccotheciaceae. The record is from RefSeq and is a predicted model, not a curated record. The coding region runs from base 1 to 237 and encodes 78 amino acids.
AUGGAGUCCGUCAAGAGCGCAGCAGCCACUGCCACAAGCUACCUCAGUUCAGACAACUCUACACAGAACAAAGGAGGCGGAUCCAGUCAGAUUGCAGGUGGCUCAGCACCGCAAGACACUGCCACCGGUACAUCUCAAUCUGGCACUGAACCCGUAUCAGGAAAGCUUGGUGAGGGAGAAGCUGGCCAGCCCUACGAUGCUGGAAACGAGGAUGGUUCUGUAGAGAAGUCUUCUUGA